AUGAUACCACACACUGACGCCAUUGCAGCCACAACUUUUCCUCCUGCAACAAAAGAAAAUGGUGAAAGUUGUCUCGACGGGGUCAACGAAAUAACACAAUACCAUCCACAGGGCGAUUCUAGCGAUUCUGUCGAUGGUAGAGUGAUGAAUGUUGACUUCAUAACGCCUGGAAGGCCAAUGGAACUGCUACUGAAACGGAAAAGGACUAGGAUGACGAUCUGUACUUAUAACGCACGUACGCUUGCAUCGGAAGGGGCCAUCGAAGAUCUGAUGAUGCAAGCCAAGAAGAUCAAGUACGACGUCAUCGGACUGACCGAGACGAGACAACGAACAUGCGACAGUAGAGGUGUUGGUGGAGUUGGCGUCCCCGUUAACACGAGUGUGGCAAAGAACAUCGACUCUUUCGAACAAUUUACGACCCGAAUCGGACGUCUGCGGAUGAGAAGAUGUGGUCCAACACCAGCUUUGACUAUCUUCAUCGCUUACGCUCCAACAUCAAGGUGCGAAGAAGAAGAAGUCGAAGCUUUCUAUAUGGACUUGGAAAAGUUCUACCGAGAAGAUCAUGCCUUCUACAAGGUCAUAAUUGGCGAUUUCAACGCCAAAGUUGGCCCAAGAAGAACGUCGGAGGAACUUCACAUCGGGACCCACGGCCUACAAUGGAAUGACCAGGGGGAGAGGCUCUCCGAGUUCAUCAUGACGACUAAGACCAUCCAUGGGAAAACGCAAUUCCAGAAGAUCUCGCUGUUCUCGCUGUUGUACCAAAGUUCUUUACGGAAUCGGACCAUAGCCUCCUCCGAGGAAGAUUUUCCUUCACAAGGAGAGCAGAGAAAGCCGGCAAGUUCAGAGAGAGAAAUCCCAGGACUAUCAUCAACUGGGAUCUCUUCGCUACGCUAG
This is a messenger RNA of Necator americanus (New World hookworm), 894 nucleotides long. RefSeq lists its product as uncharacterized. NCBI's taxonomy places the organism in Eukaryota, Metazoa, Nematoda, Chromadorea, Rhabditida, Ancylostomatidae. The transcript has 4 exons. The record is from RefSeq and is a predicted model, not a curated record. Bases 1 to 894 code for a protein of 297 amino acids.